UACAACAAAGAAUAAUCCAUAAAAAAUACUCUCUAAAAAAUCACUUGCUCAUACCCAAAUUUUCUGAUAGAUCUUGCUUACACCUUUGUUACCUCACUUUUAACACUUUGUUUUGAAUAUAUUCGUCCACCACUGCGAAGUUCUAGUUACAGAGCUCCCGAAAUCAGGGAUAUUUAGGCGUAAAUCUGUACUUUAGAACAUCUGCAGACUGAAGCCUCAAGCAAUGGCAGGCGAGGCAUCAGAGGGUCGAACAAACAAUGACAAGAAGAAGCGAAAACCCCAAUAUUUGUCCUCCAAUAGACCAUCGAAGAAGAGCUAUUGUGGGGUGAGGCCCGGAGUCCAAGGCUUCUUCCUUACCUGUGAUGGUGGAAGGGAGUUUCAGGCUAGAAAUGAAGCCCUCGGUUUACUGGAUAAGUUUUAUGAGGAAUUGUCACAAGAAAAGGGAUCUCAAAAAGAUUUUGUGUCAAGUGAUGGGGUGUCAUCUAUCAAACCAAAGUCAACAAAGAAAGUGUUUAAAUACAGUGAUGACGAGUCUUCUAGCAGUGGGAAUGAGUCUGAUCAGAAUUCUGAGAAUGAAAAUAGCCAUGGUGGAAAAAGGGAAGGGGAAUGUGAUGGAGAAGAGGAAGUGGAAGGGAAAAAGGAAGGUGAAGGAGAAAUUCCUCUAAAGAAAAGGCGAGUGGAGAAUGAUCAGGAUAAUGCUGAUAAAGCUGAGAAAAUUUCACAGGCAAGGUGCACUACCAUAGAUAAAAUAAUCGAGGCUGAAAUUGAAGAAUUAGGGGACAAGGAAAAGGUGAAAUUUGCAGGCCUGGAUUCUGGGUGUAAUGGUGUCGUAUUUAUACGAAUGCGCAAAGAGACUGGAACCCCUAGUCCUACUGAACUUGUAGAAUAUAUAAUGAACAAAGCUGCAGCUACAAGAAAGCACAUGUCAAGAUUUAUUUUGAGGCUAUUACCUGUGGAAUUGACAUGUUAUGCUUCUACUGAGGAGAUUGCAACGGCAGCUAAGCCUUUAGUUGAACAGCAUUUUCCAACUGGAGAAGAUCAGUCACCUAUUAAGUUUGCUGUCCUGUAUGAGGCCCGUGCAAACAGUGGUAUAGACAGGUCAAAGAUUAUUGACACGGUGGCAAAAUUAGUACCCCAUCCCCAUAAAGUGGACCUCAGCAAUCCAGAUAAGACUAUUAUAGUCCAAAUUGUUAAGACAAACUGUAUGGUUGGAAUUGUGCACAAUUUCAAACAACUUUCCAAGUUUAAUCUGCGACAAUUGACUGGCUUCAAACCAUAUUGACGUGCUAUCUGUGGGUGUGAGCUGGUUUGAGAGCAAUUAUCGCCACUUCGCAUUUUAUUAUCAGAUGAUGAAAUCUUGCUGAGUUCAAGUCUUGUUAAUAGCUAAGGAAAUAUGCAUGUUGUUUUGCAUUGUGCCCAUUGCCAAAGACUUCUUUGCCAUUUGAUUUCAAAUAUAAAAAGGAGUUUUGGUGGUGUAGGAGACUAUGCCCUAGUUCUAAUGACAUGCUUUACCUCCGCCUAGGCAGGAAUUGAGAUAUAUUGUCUUUUUUGGCAUGGUUCAACCCUAUAUGUUUAUAUGCAUAUAACAUGUGGGGUACCUCAAAUGCAGAGUCAAUAUUGAGUGGUUUACAGCAGGAGGAUAUGGCUGCUGGUUUACAGCAACGUUUUUGUUCAAGCAUAUUAGAUUUGUUUUAUUCUUGAUUAAUAUCAAAUAGAAUACUGUUUCAAGAGACUAAAUUUCUGUUGAAAUAUUUAAAAAUCUUGGAAUGAUACAUAAAAGUAACUGUGCGACAAUAUUUUUCUGUAACAGUAGUUUUUAAUAUUCUAUUACCAUAGAAAUUCUUUGGA
Molecule: messenger RNA, 1848 nt
Organism: Cryptomeria japonica (Japanese cedar)
Lineage: Eukaryota; Viridiplantae; Streptophyta; Pinopsida; Cupressales; Cupressaceae
Exons: 7
Coding region: 224-1282 (352 amino acids)
Biological process (GO): tRNA modification
Molecular function (GO): RNA binding
Source: RefSeq, a predicted model, not a curated record